AUGGCAAAAUUUGUACUUAAGAUUGCGGUGCAGUAUUUUUUAAUGGUCAUUAUUACAAUUUGCACAACUGUCGCGGAUUAUCACGAAAAAAAUAAUAGUACGAGUAAUGAAACUAAUCAUAGUACCAGUAAAAACUACUCAUCAAGCAGUAACACGCAGGCGCGAAAUAGCACAACAACCAAUGAAAACGGGACGUUCAUCCUUUACUACAAUGCAACUUCGAGUAAUAUCAGUAGCAUCUUCAACGAGACUGAUUUAGGUGAAAGUAAUUUUGACGAGACUGAUGUCGAUAAGACUAAUGUCAACGAAACUAAUUUUAAUAAACAUGAUCAUAACGCCAGUGUAAAUCAUACUUUCGCAAUCAGUGUCUUCAAUGAAACCAUUUCCAACCAGACUAGUGUAGCCGAGAACAAAAAUGGCACUGCAACUGUCGACGGGAGUGUCACGACUGUCGAUAAAAAUGAAACCACCGUUUGCAAAACUGAAAAGGUUACAAAUGAAGACGGCGGCACUACUGUUAAGCAGACUGUUAUAACGAAAGACAGCGACAUCACAACUGUUGAUCAGACUAACGUCUUUGGAAACAAAGAUGGAACUGCUACUAUUGAAGAGAUAGUGACAGUUGCCGACGAUGACAAAAUAGUAGUCAAUCAGACUGGUGUAACUACAAACAAAAAUGGUGUCGUAAAUUGGGAUCCUGUUUUUACAGUCGAACGUGAUAACCAGACCACUAUUUAUAAGACUGACGUCACCAAGAACAAAGAUGGCACGAUAAUUGUUGAUGAAUUUGUUACCACGAAGACUAAAGAUGGUGACACUGUUCAUCAUACUGUCAAACAUGAAGACGCCAAUGGUGGGACUAGAGUUCUAACCAAUACUGUUACUCUGCAUCUUCAUCUACCUCUAGCUCAACCUCCACCUCUGAGUACAAACAUAUCUCACUUAGCAUUGGCGUCUAAAUCUACCAGUGGUCUCUUAAACUCUCAUUGA
Messenger RNA from Cotesia congregata, 990 nucleotides. Lineage: Eukaryota; Metazoa; Arthropoda; Insecta; Hymenoptera; Braconidae. The record is from the annotation of a GenBank genome assembly.